AUGUGCCAGCGCAUAGCAAGAGGGCCUCACAGUACACCGACGAUAGACCACUCUGGAGCGUGCCGUCUACAAACAUAUUUCACCGCAAAGGGGCUUAUCGACUACUUCGUCAUCGAUGAUCCUUCAAUAUCACCAAGGACAGGAGCAGCAGGAGCAGCAGGAGCAGCAGGAGCAGCAGGAGCAGCAGGGGCAGUAUUAGGACCACUAACACUGGGGGGUUUACUACCUAUAUCUCCGUCGUCGCAGGAAGAAGGGAAGCUGUUUAAGGACCUAAAGGCAGACGUCAUCCAAGCUUCGCACGAUGUCGAAGAGAAGGCCAGUAUAGUUGAAGGAAUCGAUAAGUCGCAAGCAGAUCGGGUGCCCUGGCUCAUCCAUACCGGAUUUCCCACACAUCUACGGGGACUUCGUGACACCAAGAUCAUAUCAUCAUAUGCCUUGCCGAGAAGCAUAGACCCACUGGACGACGGUAUCUGUAGUGAGGACGACGAGGACGACGACGACCACAACGAUGACGACGAGAAUAAGGGAGAUGGCACCGGUCGAACCGCUACAGACCUCAGGCGCAUCCUCGCCGCAGCAGAAGGCAUGCUCCGGGAUGCAUAUAGGUUAUGCAGUGACAAAUCGCCCGAGCAAAAGAUAACACAGCAGCGGGCAAAAAGACUAAGUAAUUUCCGUGGUAAAGAUAACAAGCUGAGCAGCAUCAAGGCCGAUAAAUUCCGCAGCUUCAAGAAUGAGUCGAGCUUAACCUCCUACUUUCGGAUACAAAAGCAGCUCCUCGCAUACUACUACCGCACGGUGUUCCGUGCCGAUGGAUAUUUCACCCGAGAGUGUGACGAUUAG
Molecule: messenger RNA, 840 nt
Organism: Fusarium proliferatum ET1
Lineage: Eukaryota; Fungi; Ascomycota; Sordariomycetes; Hypocreales; Nectriaceae
Exons: 1
Coding region: 1-840 (279 amino acids)
Source: RefSeq, a predicted model, not a curated record